AUGUCCACGUCUACAUCCACGGCCGCAUCUACGCCGGCCUCUACAGCCACGACCCAGUCCGAGACAAAUGGGAGGUUGGAUAACAAUCACCAUUACGCGCAGCCGAAAUGGUGGAAAGAGGCUGUAGUGUACCAGAUCUACCCGUCAUCCUUCCAGGAUUCGAAUGCCGAUGGCUGGGGCGAUGUUAAGGGCAUCACUUCGCGGGUCGACUAUCUGAAGAGCCUCGGCGUCGAUGUGGUCUGGUUGAGUCCCAUCUACAAGUCACCCCAGGCCGACAUGGGCUACGACAUCUCCGACUACCGAGCCAUUGACCCAAUGUAUGGAACGCUGGAAGACGUGGACGAGCUAAUCGCCCAGUUGAAGAAGCGAGAAAUGAAGCUGAUGAUGGACCUGGUCGUCAACCACACCUCCAAUCAGCAUGCCUGGUUUCUGGAAAGCAGGUUGUCCAAGGAUAACCCCAAGCGCAACUGGUACAUCUGGAAACCGCCAAAGUCCGUCAGCGAGGCCGGCGUCCCCGAACCCCCCAACAACUGGGCUCAGAUCCUGGGCGAGGCCAAUUCCGCCUGGACCUACGACCACGAGACCGGCGAGUACUAUCUGUCACUGUUCACGCCCGAGCAGCCCGAUCUGAACUGGGAGAAUCCAGAAGUGCGCGAGGCUGUGUGGGAUGUGAUGCACUUCUGGCUCAAUCGUGGUGUGGCCGGCUUCCGGAUGGACGUCAUCAACAUGAUCUCGAAAGUCCUCACCUAUCCCGAUGCCCCUGCCACCUUGGACCCCAUCAGCCACAAGUACCAACCUGGGUCGCAAUUCUUUGUGAAUGGACCAAGAUUGCAUGAAUUUCUCCGUGAGAUGAACCGCAAAGUACUUUCGCAUUACGACACAAUCACGGUGGGUGAGAUGCCGGGGGUAUCGGAUCCAGACGAGAUUCUGCGCACAGUGGGCUCGCAGGCCGGGGAGCUGAACAUGAUCUUCAUUUUCGAUAUAGUGGACAUCGACAAGCCGAACGUGCGGAUGGCGCUGAAGGCCUGGGACGUGAAAGAACUCAAGUCGAUCGUGAGCCGGUGGCAGCGAUGCAUGAUCGAGCGCGACGGCUGGAACUCGGUCUUCAUCGAGAACCACGAUAACCCGCGCAGCGUGAGUCGGUAUGCCGAUGACGCGGACACGGUGCGCGACAAGGGCGCCAAACUGCUCGCCCUGAUGUUGACCACCCUGGGCGGCACGCUGUUCGUGUACCAGGGCGAGGAGAUCGGGAUGCGCAACGCCCCGAUCGACUGGGACGUCAGCACCGAGUACAAGGACAUUGAGACGCAAAACUACUGGAAGAAAGUCCAGCGGCUACACGGUGACGAUCAGACUCAGCUCGAUCAGGCCAAAAAGAUCAUCCAGAUGAAGGCCCGAGACCACGCCCGUACCCCAAUGCAGUGGUCCCGCCAGGAGAAAGCGGGCUUCACCGAGCCCGGCGUCCAGCCUUGGAUGCGCGUCAUGGACGACUACGCCGAAGGCAUCAAUGUCGAGGACCAGAUGCAUGUUGAUAAUUCUCACGAACUGUCCACCUGGCAAUUCUGGCAACGGGCCAUCCGGCAUCGCAAGAAGCAUGCAUCCGUUUUUGUCUAUGGAGACUACGAGGAGGUCGCGCACGAACACCCCGACGUGUUUGCAUAUAUCCGCACGGGUUCUUCGCCCGCCGAACGCUGGCUGGUGAUCAUGAACUUCUCUGGCAAGAACGUCGACUGGAUUUUACCCGAGACGUUGGGUAUAGAGUUGUGGCACAGCGGUAACUAUGUCCGGGGCCAGCCGGACAAGCCGCAAAAGGGGAAGAUUCCGCUUCAAGCAUGGGAAGGGCUGUUGGCCAAGUCAAGGUAG
Messenger RNA from Capronia epimyces CBS 606.96, 1863 nucleotides. RefSeq lists its product as uncharacterized. The transcript has 2 exons. The record is from RefSeq and is a predicted model, not a curated record. Gene Ontology annotation, molecular function: alpha-amylase activity. Bases 1 to 1863 code for a protein of 620 amino acids. Gene Ontology annotation, biological process: oligosaccharide catabolic process. Lineage: Eukaryota; Fungi; Ascomycota; Eurotiomycetes; Chaetothyriales; Herpotrichiellaceae.